AUGUCGCGUCUUACUCUUUCCUCACUGAAAGCCCAGUCCUCAAGAAAUGCUGCCGUCCAAGUUACCUGUGAGGUCGACUGGCAAGAAGCCUUGAUCUCCAUUAGUUAUCUCUCACCCCUUGUGAAUGCUGUCGUACUGUCAACCGACGCUAUCGCUUAUUGCUAUUAUUUUGGUGGUUAUGGUUCCGACGCCUGGGACUGUACUCUUAGUGAGGACUGGGACGACGCUCUGAAUGUUUCGGAGCUCUCGGUUUGCAUCUGUGACUCACCCACACGUGUUCGCAAUCUCCUUUCCGAUAUCGCCGAAGCGCCCUUCCUCAAAACCAUUAUCUUGACCAAGGCCAGUGAGGAAGAACUUGCCACCCUGCGUUCUGAGGCUGCCGGCCGCGCUCAGAUUUUACUUUUCAAGGACGUCUUGGAUCUUGGCACUGCGGGCGCUCAACCCGAGAAGCUGCCGGAACCAGACGAUUUGCAUCUUCUGUGCUACACUAGUGGAACUACAGGUGUGUUUUUCAUGUCUCUGCGUUGUUAA
This is a messenger RNA of Dibothriocephalus latus, 531 nucleotides long. NCBI's taxonomy places the organism in Eukaryota, Metazoa, Platyhelminthes, Cestoda, Diphyllobothriidea, Diphyllobothriidae. The record is from the annotation of a GenBank genome assembly.